UUAUCAAGGAAAGUUUAUACAUAGUGUGGGGGGGGAAACGCAAGGAGAGCAAUUAUAAUGGAGAGACAGAAGAGAAAGCAAGAAAUAGAGAAGGGACUCCAGUUCAUUCAGUCCACAUUACCCCUAAGCCAAGAAGACUAUGAGGCCUUUUUGCAGAAGCUGGUGAGAAACCUGUUUGCAGAGGGCAAUGAUUUGUUUCGAGAGAAGGAUUUCAAGCUUUCAUUGGUGCAGUAUGUGGAAGGACUGAACGUGGCAGAUUACGCAGCCUCCGAUGAGGUGACCAUCCCAAAGGAACUCCUGUGCAAGCUGCAUGUCAACAGAGCUGCCUGCUACUUUGCCAUGGGGCUGUAUGAGAAAGCACUGGAAGACAGCGAGAAGGCUUUAAGCCUGGACAAGGAGAACAUCCGAGCGCUCUUCCGGAAAGCUCGCUCCCUAAACGAGCUUGGAAGACACAAAGAAGCUUACGAGUGCAACAGCCGCUGCUUGCUGUCCCUCCCACAUGAUGAGAGUGUCACGCAGCUGGGACAGGAGCUUGCCCAGAAGCUGGGACUGAGGGUUCGAAAAGCUUACAAACGACCUCAGGAAUUGGAAACAUUCUCACUACUCAGUAAUGGCACAUCAAUCAAUUUGUCAAACCAGACCGCUUCCAAUGGAUUGGGUUCAAUAGAUGACAUCGAAACAGACUGUGCUAUGGACCUGCAGUGCCUCCCAGCUCCUGUGGCCACCUCCAUCCCUGUGAGCGAGGGCCUGGCCCCUUUGCCCUCUGACUCAGAUGCAAAGGGCUUGCCUACCUCACUCCCUGCUGCCAGCUUGCUCCCAUCUCCAGACUGCGGAUCCCUGCCAGCACCUGAGAGCGUGGAGGACUUCACAGAUGGGGACAUCAUUGGGGAAGAGCUGGACUCCCUCCUGGACUCCCUUUCUCUGGUCCAGGGCACCAUUCCUACCAACCUGCCAACAGAGAUGCCCCAGCUGAUCCCUGUGUUUCCGGGGGGAACUCCGCUGCUGCCCCCAGUCGUGACAGCCAGCAUCCCUGUCUCCACCCCGCUGCCACCUGCCUCUUUUGGCCUGGUGAUGGAUCCCACCAAGCAGCUCUCAUCCUCCUCUGUCCUGGAAGCCUUCGAGGCUCCACCGGGAGGAAGCGGUGGCUCCACCUUGGAUUCUCUGGAUUCCUUGGACCUGCUGCCCUACACGGACUCGCGGCUUGAUGCGCUGGACUCCUUUGGGACAAGCAGAGGGUCACUGGAUGCCUUGGAUUCUUUUGCCAUUGAAACUAGCCCUCAGGAACUGCGACACCCACCUGGCAGCCAAAAACCAUCCCCCCACCUGCCAGAACCAGUAAUGCCCAACACAGCCCUGCUGGUGAAGAACCCUCUGGCAGCUACUCAUGUCUUCAAACAAGCCUGUCAUAUCUGCUACCCCAAAACAGGGCCCAAGGCUGGCGAUUACACUUACCGGGAAGGCUUGGAGCACAAGUGCAAGCGCGACAUCCUGCUGGGCAGGCUGAAGAACUCAGAAGACAAGACCUGGAAGAGGAUCCGUCCUCGCCCUACCAAAACCAACUUUGUAGGAUCCUACUACCUGUGCAAAGAUAUGCUUAACAAGCAGGACUGUAAGUACGGAGAUAACUGCACCUUCGCGUACCACCAGGAAGAGAUCGACGUGUGGACAGAGGAGAGGAAGGGGACCCUCAACCGUGACCUCCUCUUUGACCCGCUAGGUGGUAUCAAGCAGAGCAGCCUCACCAUUGCCAAGCUCCUCAAGGAACAUCAGGGCAUCUUCACCUUCCUCUGUGAGAUUUGCUUUGACAGCAAACCCCGGAUUAUCAGCAAAGGGACCAAGGACACACCAUCUGUCUGCUCCAAUCUUUCUGCCAAGCACAGUUUCCAUGACAACAAGUGUCUGGUCCACAUCGUGCGUUCCACCUCACUGAAAUACUCCAAGAUCCGCCAGUUCCAGGAGCACUUCCAGUUCGACGUGUGCCGGCAUGAGGUGCGCUACGGCUGCCUGCGGGAGGACAGCUGCCACUUCGCUCACAGCUUCAUUGAGCUCAAGGUUUGGCUGCUGCAGCAGUAUUCAGGAAUGACCCAUGAAGAUAUUGUGCAGGAAUCAAAGAAGUACUGGCAGCAGAUGGAGGCACAUGCCAGCAAACCAGCUAACAGCAUGGCUUCUACCCGGGCUCCCACGUCAAGCACCUUUGACCUCCAGAUGAAAUUUGUGUGUGGCCAGUGCUGGAGGAACGGGCAGCUGGUGGAGCCAGAUAAAGACCUCAAGUACUGUAGUGCCAAAGCCCGCCACUGCUGGACAAAGGAACGUCGUGUCCUGCUGGUGAUGUCCAAAGCGAAGAAGAAGUGGGUGUCUGUCCGACCACUGCCUUCCAUCCGCAACUUCCCACAGCAAUACGAUUUGUGUAUCCAUGCACAGAAUGGCAGGAAAUGCCAGUAUGUGGGCAACUGCUCCUUCGCCCACAGCCCUGAGGAGAGAGACAUGUGGACCUUCAUGAAGGAAAAUAAAAUACUAGAUAUGCAGCAGACCUAUGACAUGUGGCUGAAGAAACACAAUCCUGGGAAGCCUGGAGAGGGGACACCACUCACCUCGCGAGAAGGGGAGAAACAGAUCCAGAUGCCCACUGACUAUGCUGACAUCAUGAUGGGCUACCACUGCUGGCUCUGCGGGAAAAACAGCAACAGUAAGAAGCAAUGGCAGCAGCACAUCCAGUCGGAGAAGCACAAGGAGAAGGUCUUCACCUCAGACAGUGACUCAAGCUGCUGGAGCUACCGCUUCCCCAUGGGGGAAUUCCGGCUCUGUGAAAGGUUCCAGAAGAACAAGAGCUGUCCCGAAGGAGAGGAGUGUCGCUAUGCCCAUGGCCAGGACGAGCUGACAGAGUGGCUAGACAGGAGAGAGGUGCUGAAACAGAAACUGGCCAAAGCCCGCAAGGACAUGCUGCUCUGCCCCAGGGAUGAUGACUUCGGGAAAUACAACUUCCUAUUGCGGGAUGGGGUAUAGUGGGGGCUGAGGCGGGGAGC
Molecule: messenger RNA, 3023 nt
Organism: Indicator indicator
Lineage: Eukaryota; Metazoa; Chordata; Aves; Piciformes; Indicatoridae
Gene: ZC3H7B
Product: zinc finger CCCH-type containing 7B
Exons: 23
Coding region: 58-3003 (981 amino acids)
Biological process (GO): miRNA processing
Molecular function (GO): miRNA binding; protein binding; metal ion binding
Source: RefSeq, a predicted model, not a curated record